This is a messenger RNA of Ilyonectria robusta, 333 nucleotides long. RefSeq lists its product as uncharacterized. The record is from RefSeq and is a predicted model, not a curated record. NCBI's taxonomy places the organism in Eukaryota, Fungi, Ascomycota, Sordariomycetes, Hypocreales, Nectriaceae. The transcript has a single exon. The coding region runs from base 1 to 333 and encodes 110 amino acids.
AUGACGAUUCCUUCCCAACGAUCCCGACCGAGACCUGAUACCUAUCAGAACGCUACGAACCUAGCUAUUGAAAGCCGGUCAAGGAGCAUCGCAGCUACAAGCCAUACGGCUAAGAUUGUCAUCGAAUUGCACGCUUCGUUUUGGUCGUGCGAUGGGUAUUAUGACAAUGUCCUUGACGGUGUUGAAACCCCAGUAUACGACAAGACGGCAAACCUCGUUGGAAAGCGUACAGGAAAUGUUGAGAUCGUUCUCGGGGCAAAGUUCCCUUCUCAUGCCGCAAUGAUAGAGUUCAUUGUCAAGCAGUGUGACAAGAGGCUUGCAGUUAAGGAAUAG